Peniophora sp. CBMAI 1063 is the source of this 1470-nucleotide messenger RNA. The record is from the annotation of a GenBank genome assembly. NCBI's taxonomy places the organism in Eukaryota, Fungi, Basidiomycota, Agaricomycetes, Russulales, Peniophoraceae.
AUGCAUGACUACUUCGCGAUUCCUCGCUCGCUUCUUCCUGUGAUAUUCAAGAGGACGAGAAAUGCGCCGCUGUCUCUCUCCCUUGACGGACAUACCCUCGAUGUGCUCCGGUCUCGCACCGUUGAAGAUGGUGCCGUCGUACAUUUCGACUUCCUACACCCAUCCGUCAGUCGCGCGGAGGAGUUGCGCCUCCUCUCCUUCACCAUGAAGACGUUCCAAAAGUUCGAGCGUUGGUUUCAGACACCACGUCACAACUUGCGACGGCUGACAAUCGACAUGGUGACCCGGGAGCAGGAUGGAUUCCUUGUACUUCCAGAGGCUCUUUGCUCCAGCCGCGUCCUUACGUAUCUGGAGCUUGACGGUUGUCUGCCCGAGCGCUGGACCUCUCCUAUAUUCAGCUCAUACCUCACGCACCUCAUUCUACGACUCUCAUGGAUCCAUGACGGCGCCGACUAUAUGCCCACCGCUGUUCAGUUUGCGGAUAUCCUCGCUGCGACGAACUCGCUCGAAAGCCUCGAGCUGGAAGACGUCUUCCCCAAGGUCGACCCUGAAGCGUCCUAUCCUCCCAUGGUGGUCCCAGACACCUUACACUCGUUGGUUCUUCUCAGCCUGAAUGGUAUCACUCGCAAGCAUCAGUGUUUAUCCUUCAUGGCUCGUUUACGAGCUCUUCAUGAUAUACACUUCGAAGCUCUAAUCUUCGACCACACGGGCGCUAAUGCGGACGACGUCGUCAUCGCGAGGGAGCUCGAUCCGCUCGUCAUCACCGCUGUUUGUAACAUGUAUCGGCAGCAACCAGGCCUUCCUCGGCACGCCAUCAUAGACCAGCAGGCGCUUCUCACGUUCAACUCGCGAAGCUCCCGAUCGCCUGAGCGCGCCUGGCCCUUGUCCUUGGAACCAGACACAUUCGCGGACAUUCCCGACGCCACUUCCCUCCUUGCUUUCAACUUCGACGCAGGCGAUGUUGAAGAGGACAGAUCACGUCCCUUAUACGCACUCUCCGUCCCUCUGCAUGGAUUGGAAACCAUUUCCUGGACGCGCGAAGGAGCUCGCGUCUACCUCGAGAGCAACGACUGGUGGCGAGCGUCGAGAGAAGCUCGAGGCAUCGAUCGCAUCAGUGUCCACGUCGGUGACUGUGCGUUGUUACUGCCUCUUACCGAGCGCGUUGCGGAGAACGCCACCGCUUUCAUCAUAUUCCCCAAGCUCAAAACCAUGCAUAUCCGAGUUGAGGAUCCUUACACCGUUGACGACACCGAGCUCAACGCUCUGCAGGACGCGUGCGCGGAGAAUCUUGCUGCUCUUCACGCUAUCAUACGCCUUAGGAAGGAACAUGGAGCACAGUUGGAUUCACUCGUUGUCGACGAAGCCCUGGAGAGAUGGGCGAUUUGGUCUGCCAUUUCAGCUGAUCUUUCUAACCCCGUCACUUUCUGCGCCUUCGACUCUUACAUGCGAUCGACAGGGACGCACAUCUAA